This is a messenger RNA of Alligator sinensis (Chinese alligator), 2154 nucleotides long. RefSeq names its product mitochondrial translation release factor 1 (gene MTRF1). Gene Ontology annotation, molecular function: translation release factor activity. The transcript has 9 exons. The coding region runs from base 21 to 1370 and encodes 449 amino acids. NCBI's taxonomy places the organism in Eukaryota, Metazoa, Chordata, Crocodylia, Alligatoridae. Gene Ontology annotation, biological process: translational termination. The record is from RefSeq and is a predicted model, not a curated record.
GCGAAAAAGUAAAAGCUGAAAUGAAACCUCAUCAAGGUAUUUGGCUUUUUAGAAGCUUGCUAGCAACUUGUCCCUAUCACCAUCACUGCUAUGCUCCUUCUCCCCUUGUUAAAAGGGUAGGUCAGAUGAUGGAACAAUACAGUGUGAAGAACAAUUAUUUCCUGAAUACAGUUAAAUCUGCUCUGCCCCAUCAUGCCUGGCCAAGGAAAUACCAUCAGGAUUCUAGAGCCGUGUGGAAGCAUGAAGCUGUGCAAAAAUACCUAGAGACUGUUAUAAGAGAAUACCAACGAAUAAGCCAUGUGUUGAGCAGUGUCUCAACGAAUGAGCAUGAGCAAAGGAUCCUUAGCAGAAGACAUGCUGAUCUAGUUCCACUUGCAGCUGUUUUUCAAGAAAUACAAAAAGCAGAAAAAGAAGUUAAAGAGUUAGAAUCCAUGUGUACAGAGCUAAACAACAAAGAUGAGAAACAACUACUAAAACUUGCCUUUGAAGAGAAGAAAGAAAUUGAUCAAGAAAUCAACACUUUGUAUAAGAAGCUUUUCCAGAUUCUAGUGCCAAAGCACAAACAUGAUGAAUGUGAUGUCAUAUUAGAGCUUGUAUCUGGCAGAACAACUGGAGGUGACAUUUGCCAGAUGUUCACAAAAGAAAUAUUUGAGAUGUACCAGAAUUACGCAGAACAUAAAUCCUGGACCUUUGAAAUUCUGAACUAUGUUCCUACUGAUAUGGGUGGGUUACAUCAUGCAGCAGCUUGUAUUUCGGGAGACAGCGUCUACAGGUAUUUGAAGUUUGAAUGUGGGACUCACAGGGUUCAGCGAAUCCCAGAGAUUGGCCUGUCAUCAAGAAUGCAGCGUAUUCACACUGGGACAGCGUCAGUUGUUGUCCUCCCUCAGUCAGAGAAGGUAGAGGUUAAAGUGAACCCAAAGGAUUUGCGUAUAGAUACAUUCAGGGCCAAAGGAGCAGGAGGGCAACAUGUUAACAAAACGGAUAGUGCUGUGAGGAUUGUGCACCUUCCUACGGGAGUAACAGUAGAGUGCCAGCAGGAGCGAUCACAGCAAUUGAAUAAGGAAAAGGCUCUGCAGACACUGAGCGCUAAACUGUACCAGCAGAUCAUUGAGAGGGAUCGAAGCCAAAUGCAGAAUGCCAGAAAACUACAGUUGGAAACAAGAAGCCAGUCGGAGAGAAUUCGUACCUAUAACUUCACACAGGAUAGAGUCAGUGACCACAGGAUCUCAUAUGAAGUCCGAAAUAUAAAGGAAUUUCUGCUUGGUGAAGAGGCCCUGGAUGAACUAAUCAACAGGUUGUUGGAGUCUGCAGAGAUGGAGGCACUGAUUAAACAUGUAGAAAAUUUUAAAUCUUUUGAAGAAGGAGGUUAAUGUGGAUGUUGCAUUAAAAUUCUGAUUUGUAAUUGUGUAGUUGAAUAAAAUUGAGGCAUUUUUUUAGACAUCAAGAAUUGAAAAAAAAUCUGUGCUAUUCUUUCCUGUAUUCUUCUGUGAUCAUGUGACAGGAUUUUUGUUAAACCGUGUGUGGCUUUUGGAAUUACUGGCCCACCCUGGCAUGUCAAAUUUUAAGUCUUUUUUUUGUUUGUUUUUUGGACAUUGCCCAUCUAUCAGCCUGUAGUUCUCAAUAUAGACACGGCACCAGCAGUACAGGCUUUCCUGUGUUCCCAUCAGUGUACCUUAAAUCUUGAUGUGAGAAACAGGAAGAGAGCACUCACUUGUAUGUCCAUGGCCCCUUUCUGAGUUAGCAUUUAGGUGGGGAACAAAUGCAGCCUGCAGGAACUGGUCUGAGAUUGCUAAUGGUCAUCAGAUGGUAACAACUUCCAGCCACUGGAGCUGGAUUAGUUUGGAACUGGUCGUCUAGGUGUUCUGUUCCAUCAGUUCCCUUAAAUUUAUUUUGUAAUAAAGCCCACUACUAAACCAUUCACUCCUGCCUUAGAACUCAUAGCAGGAGCUAAGAAUGGAAAUGUAUGUGUAGAUACAGUUGCAGAGAUCUCCCUCAGAAAAGGCUGCUACCUGAGCUUGGAAGAUCCCCAGGGGGGAAUCAGUGCAGAUCUCAGUACAGAUGAGACAGGGGUUUCUCAUUACUUUGCACAUCUCAGUACAGAUCUACCCCAAAGCUGGUGCAGAAAAGUACACAAGUUGCCUUGGGGUAGAUCUG